CUCUGAUCCUACAAAGAUCAGACAUUAAAUAAAUAGACGCUGAGCUCUGGAAGGAAUGCUUGUUUAUAUUCCAGCGUUUAGAAAUAUCCUCAAGCUUUACACUGGCAUGCGCUCACUAAGGCCCACUUGUAAUGUAGCCUACUGUCUGGGUCCUUUGUCAAUUUGGUGCCGUUCUGGAAAUCCCAGGCUCUGACUGACUAUUCCCUGUCUACUAGAAGUUAGUUAGUUACUGCUUAUAAGCGGAAGAGAAUAGUAAGGCUUUCAAAGAAGAUAUAAUACUUUUUUGCAAGAAAUAAACUUUGAAAAGGAUUUGACUGCGACCCGACCCGGAUGCAGUCUAGGGAUACUGGCGUGUUCGGGACGAGAUCGAGGCACUGCACUGCCUGAGCUCGGGGAGGGGAGCUGCCUGCUGGAGAGAGCUGCUGGGCGAGGGAGCGAUUUACUGCAACAAGACAGGGCGACAGCCAGAACAACUUCAGCACGCCUAACUAGUUACUAGGUAUUUUCAAAACGGACAGAAAACAAGGUCGGAAGUCAGAGAGGGAGCUGUAUAUAACAUUUACUGGCUGAUAAAGUGCCACAUUGGUCACGUUCGUAAAGUGAUUUUUUUGCGGGGCGACAGAUCGGAGGAGGGACGGGAGUGUGAAGCACUUUGAUGUGGGCUGCUGAUGGUUGUAACAGUGAGGAGAAGGGAUUUAAAAACUUUCCUAAACACAAAAACAAGGGAUUCGUGGCAAUAUUUCCCGAAAUACAUCUCUGGUUUACCCACGAAGCUUUUCCUCUGCUGAUGUGAGAGGACCAUGAUGAGGACAGGCCAUGAUGAGGACAGGCCAUGGUGAGAAGGUGUGACUCAGGACCCAGCGCUGGGGAGGGCACCUGGAACAUUGAUGGAUACUGGAUAUAGAGAUCAGAUGGUGUUCUGAACGAGCCAUGGGAAGCUACUGUAGCUGUCCUGACAAAGACUCCAUCCCUGAUAAGCAUCAGAGCAAAUUCAAGGUGAUAAAUGUGGAUGACGAUGGUAAUGAGUUGGGCUCAGGCUUGAUGGAGCUGACAGAGGAGGAGCUUAUCCUCCACACCAGGAAACGUGACACUGUCAAGUGGCCUUACCUCUGUCUGCGUCGCUACGGUUACGACUCCAACCUCUUCUCCUUCGAGAGCGGGCGACGAUGCCAGACUGGACAGGGUAUCUUUGCGUUCAAGUGUGUGAGAGCAGAGGAGAUGUUCAACGUGCUGCAGGACAUCAUGCACAACAACAGCAUCAGUGUGGUGGAGGAGCAGGUGGUGGAGCUCAACCCUAUAGAGUCUACUGAGCUGACCCGCAAACCACACACUGCUGCUGCUGGCUACUCUGUACCUACGUUACCAAACGGUAUGGGACGCUACCCGUCGUUUGGUGAGGCCUCGUCACGCCCUUCUAGCCGACACCCGUCUGUAGGCAGCGCCAGGCUGCCCUCAGUGGGAGAGGAGUCAUCACACCCCCUCCUGGUCUCAGACCAGUCGGUCCACACCUACGUCAACACUCCUGGUAUACAGGAUGACCGGCGCACUCGCCCCAGCAGCCACACCCCCUUGGAACUGCGGCUGUCCAAUCCGGAGACGACCUCCUCGCUAGCCACCGCCCCUCCGUCUCCCACGGAGACAGACAUGGAUACGGUGCCUCAGGUGCUGCUGGAGCCAGAAGGGGUUAAAUUCAUCCUGGGUCCCACCCCGGCUCAGAGGAGGCAGAAGCAGACCUCUGGGGAUGAGGACGGGGAGGCUGGGUCCAGAGAGAUGGCGCUUGGGGUGUCUGGGUCUAACGGUGAGCCCAGCUUGACAGCUCCCUCUGGGGGUCUGAACGGGAGUGGGAACGGCUGUGUGGUGGGCGCCACCCUGGGUCUCCAGGCAGGAGACUGUGAUACGGGCUAUGACAGUGAUGAACGCAAAGACGGCCCCCCUCCCCCUCUUCCUCCUAACCCAAACCCUCCACCUCACCCAGGGCCCAAACCCAGCACCAUCUCCAGCUAUGAGCACCACAACGGCAACACCACCCAUCCUUAUGUCUCCACCCCUGUUCCAGCCCCCAACCCCCGGCGUAACCGCCCCGCCAUCCCCCUCCCUGACUCCUCCCACAAUGCCAACAACUCCGCCCAGCGGCGCACGGCGCUCCUUAACUACGAGAACCUCCCGGCGCUGCCGCCGGUGUGGGAGACCGCCAGGCGCUUCUCCGAGGGAGACGAGGAGGAUGAAGAGGAGGUAUAUCACGGAUAUGAACCAAAGACGCCCUCCCUUAACGGCUACCACCACCACCAUCAUCAUCACCUUCAUCACCACGGUCUGGGUCUGGACCCCAUGCACAACUACGUCAACACAGAGAAUGUAAAUGUCUCGCUCAGCGCCAAACUGGACUCUGCGCGGAUCCUUCCGCGGGGGCGGGACUCUAGCGGCGUCUGUUUGACUCCCACCGUCUUUAACUUUGACUUCCGGUCGGGGCGAUUGGCGGGUGGACCGUGUGGUUUGGGGUUGGAUCCCCUGAGGCAGCUGAACUACAUUGAGUUGGAGAUGGAGAAGGGUUCAGACUCCAGUGGGCCACAGACACCCAAGACCCCCACCACUCCCUGUGGAGUCGGCCUGGGCAGUCUCCUCCUCCCCCCCUCAACCCCCACACGGCGGACCGAACUGUAUGCCAUGAUCGACAUUGAGCGCACGGCGGCCAUGUCGAGUCUUCAGAAAGCACUGCCCCGUGACGAUGGUACCUCUAGGAAAACCAGACACAACAGUACUGACCUUCCUAUGUGAACUUCUCCACGCCCUACCAUACCUAGCCUACCAAGCACUGUCUGGAUCUCAAAUGGAACCCUAUUCCCUAUAUAGUCCACUACUUUUGACCAGGACUAUUCAUAAAGUGUCUCAGAGUAGGAGUGCUAAUCUAAGAUCAGUUUGACCUUUUUAGACAAUAAGGAAUCAGAUGACCUGGACGGGGGGGGGAUCUGAUCCUAAAUCAGCCCUUCUACUCUGAGAUGCUGAGUGCAUAACGACCCAGGGCCCAUAGGGUUCUGGUCAAAAUGAGUGCAUAACGACCCAGGGCCCAGAGGGUUCUGGUCAGAAUGAGUGCAUAACGACCCAGGGCCCAGAGGGUUCUGGUCAAAAUGAGUGCAUAACGACCCAGGGCCCAGAGGGUUCUGGUCAGAAUGAGUGCAUAACGACCCAGGGCCCAGAGGGUUCUGGUCAGAAUGAGUGCAUAACGACCCAGGGCCCAUAGGGUUCUGGUCAGAAUGAGUGCAUAACGACCCAGGGCCCAGAGGGUUCUGGUCAAAAUGAGUGCAUAACGACCCAGGGCACAGAGGGUUCUGGUCAGAAUGAGUGCAUAACGACCCAGGGCCCAGAGGGUUCUGGUCAGAAUGAGUGCACUACGUAGGGAAUAGUGUUCCAUUUGGGACGCAACCACUGUGGUCGUCUUCAGUUUCACCUUCAAUCUGACCCUUGUUGAUGUUGUCAUACUUUGUUAUACCUCCAAACUGAAUGAAAAAAACAACAACAUUUGAAGACAGAAGGGCUGUAGAUUUGUUGCAAUACAUUUCAAAAACUGAUUUUAAAAUGUCUUAUUACUUCACAAGGAGUUACACUGUGUACUGAAAGUAGCCUGGGCCCACAUCUGUUUGUGCAGUCUUUGUCAUGACAAGGAGUGGCAUGAUGGCACAAGCAGACUGGUACCCAGGCUAUACUGAAAGCUUACCUGAAAGGGGAGCGACGGUAGACCAGGUACACACCAAUAUAACACUAUUUUAUUCCUGAGG
Molecule: messenger RNA, 3773 nt
Organism: Salmo salar (Atlantic salmon)
Lineage: Eukaryota; Metazoa; Chordata; Actinopteri; Salmoniformes; Salmonidae
Source: RefSeq, a predicted model, not a curated record